AUGAAGCUCCUUGGUUCGCUGGCACUAGUGCUGGCUUUAUUUCAGCUUGGUGUAUCGGCCGCCGCGGCGCCCGAAGAGCCUCCAACUUGUGGUGCGCUUUGCAUUGAAGAGUUGGCGAUAAAGUCGUCUUGUGGUCUGAACACGACAUGUAUCUGUACAAAUGCUGAGCUAAAUGAGCAGAUCACGCUCUGUGUCGCGGCGAAUUGCACGGUGAGGGAGAGUUUGUUGACUCAGAGCUACUCCAAGCAUACUUGCAACGCGCCGUCUCGCGAUCGCACAACGCUGGUAUGGGUCAUCGGUAUCGUCUUUCUUAUUCUCGGCCUCAUAGGCUUUGGCCUGCGUGUCAUGGCCAGAGUGUUUGUCGUUAAGCAAACAUGGGGAGCCGAUGACUGGGUCAUGCUUCUUGCAGUGGCUAUGAUGAUACCGCUCAAUGCUUUGUCUGUACAGAUCUCACGGGUCGGACUGGGUAAAGAUAUAUGGAACGUUCAACCCGACGACAUCACCGACUUUCUUUACCUGUUCUACUGGGACGAACUUCUCUAUCUUGGAGCCCUGCCCAUCACCAAGAUUUCCAUCCUGCUUUUCUACCUGAAAGUGUUCCCUGGCAAACAUAUCCGACUGGCAUGCUGGAUCUUUAUCGGCCUCAACGUCGCAUACUUCAUCACGUUUGAGCUCAUUUCCAUCUUCCAAUGCAGACCAAUUGACGGCGCUUGGAAAGCCUGGGACAAGGAGUACAAGGCCAAGUGCAACAACAUCAACCUCCAGGGCUGGUUCGCUGCCAUUUUGAACAUCAUUCUCGAUGUUGGCACGAUGGUUAUCCCGCUGAAGGAGCUUUAUGGACUGUCGAUGUCGCUUAAGAAGAAGAUUCAGCUCAUGCUCAUGUUUAGCGUCGGCAUCUUCGUCACGAUUGUCAGCGCAGUCCGUCUUCAAUCUCUCGCAAGCUACGCAACAACCAGCAACGUAACCCAGGACUACGUUGAAAUUGGAUACUGGAGCACAAUCGAAGUCCCCGUCGGCAUAAUCUGCGCCUGCAUGCCCGCCAUCCGCGCUCUCUUCGGCAUCGUCUUCCCCAAGGUCUUCGCCUCCACGAACCGCAGCAAGAACAGCUACGCCAACAUCUCAGAGUCAAAGCAGCCAACAGGCGAUAGAAAGGGCGGCGCCACGCCGCAGAUCACCAUCGAGACGGAGAUCUCGACAAGGUACUCGCGGCACCACGAUGACUCGUCGGUAAUUGAACUUACGCAGAUGGGAAGGGACCAGCAGCAGCAGGCCCACGAGGAGACUGCGUGGACGGAUAGGAGGCCGGCUGUUCCGCGUGAGCCUACGGGACAAGCAUGCCCUGAUCCCCGUAGUCUAGCUCAACGUUCUUCCCCCAAGUCGCAUAAUCCUUUCAUCGGCAAGCGCGAUACCGCUAUUGAGUAUGACUAUGUAGUCGUCGGCUCUGGUGCAGGUGGUGGCCCAGUCGCCGCCAACCUGGCCGUCGCUGGCUUCAAAGUCCUUCUCAUCGAUGCUGGUGGUGACUCUGGCGAUGACUGGGUUGAGAAGCUUCCUGCCUUGCAUCUCAUGUCGACUGAGUUUGAGGACACACGAUGGAACUACUUCGUCAAUCACUACCCUGAUGAAAGGCAACAGAAGAAGGACUCCAAGAUGGUCUACCAAAAGACCGACGGAAGCUACUAUACUGGACUCACCCCGCCCAAGGAUGCAAAGCCUUUGGGUGUUCUUUAUCCUCGUGCUGGUACUCUCGGCGGAUGCACUCGUCACAAUGCCCUCAUCACCAUCGCUGCUCAUGACAGUGACUGGUCUUAUAUCGCCAGCCUUACUGGUGAUGACUCUUGGAACCCUGAUAACAUGCGCGACUACUUCAAGAAGAUCGAGAAGAACAUGUAUCUCCCCAGCAGUAUCAUCGGUCACGGCUUCAGUGGCUGGUUGGGAACUUCUCUGACCUCACUGUCCUUGGUAGUUGAGGAUCAGAAGCUUCUGUCCUUGAUCAUCUCUGCUGCUUCAGCCAUGGGCAAGGGUCUCCUAGGCUUUGUCUUGAACACUGUCGCUGGCCUUGGCCAAGUUUUGCUUCGUGAUCUCAAUGCACCAGGCCAAACCAGCAAGACCGGUCUCUACCAGGUUCCGCUAGCGAUGACUGAUAAUGUUCGUGGUGGUCCCCGAGACUUUAUCCUCAACACUGCCAAGGCGACCAAUAAGGAUGGAUCUCGCAAGUACCAUCUCGACAUCAAGCUCAACACUCUUGUCACCAAGAUCAACUUCGACAAGAGUGGCUCCAAGCCUCGUGCCGUCGGCGUCAACUACAUGCAAGGUGCAAGUCUCUACCGCGCCGACCCUCGCUCCGGCUCAGCCAAGUCCACUGGGACGGGUAGCGUCAUGGCCAAGCGCGAAGUCAUCAUCUCUGCUGGUUCUUUCAACACUCCUCAGCUCCUAAAACUCAGUGGUAUCGGGCCCAAGAAGGAGCUUGACUCUUUCAAGAUUCCUGUCGUGGUCGAUCUUCCUGGUGUCGGAACCAACAUGCAAGAUCGGUAUGAGAACACUGUCAUUGGUAAGACCGACAGUGACUUUGUCAUCACUUCCAAGUGCACAUUCCUGGAGACCCAGCCGGACCCUUGCUUGGAGCAGUACAAAAAGGGUCUUGGUCCUAUUACCAAGGGUGUAUACGGCACCAACGGCAUUGCUAUCGCUAUUGUCCUCAAGUCCUCUGUCGCUGAGGAUGAGCCCGAUCUCCUCAUCUCUGGUGCCCCGGCGAAGUUCAAGGGCUACUUCCCUGGCUAUGCCGCGGACUCCCUCGCCGAUGCCGAGCACUGGGCUUGGAUCAUCCUCAAGGCUCACAGCCGCAACAACGCUGGUACUGUCACCCUCAAGUCAACCGACCCUCGCGACAUGCCCAGCAUCAACUUCAACUACUUCGACACCGGCGUCAACACCAACGGAGAAGGCGACAAGGAUCUCCAAGCCACCUACGAAGGCUUCCAGUUCGCCCGCAGGGCAUUUGACGACCUCAUCCCUCUUGACGGCGACUUCCCUGAAGUAUGGCCCGGAAGCCAGACGAACAAUGAGAAGAAGGCAAAACAGUUCCUCAAGGAUGAGGCAUGGGGUCACCAUGCUUCGUGCACUGCUGCUAUUGGUGCUGAUGAUGAUCCCAUGGCUGUUCUAGACUCUGAGUUCAAGGUUCGGGGUACUGAGGGCCUGCGUGUUGUUGAUGCUAGUGUUUUCCCCAAGAUCCCUGGUUUCUAUAUCGCACUUCCUUUGUACAUUGUUGCUGAGAAGGCUAGCGAUGUUAUCAUCAAGGCGGCGAAGAGUUCUUAG
This is a messenger RNA of Fusarium tjaetaba, 3312 nucleotides long. RefSeq names its product choline dehydrogenase. NCBI's taxonomy places the organism in Eukaryota, Fungi, Ascomycota, Sordariomycetes, Hypocreales, Nectriaceae. The record is from RefSeq and is a predicted model, not a curated record. Gene Ontology annotation, molecular function: oxidoreductase activity, acting on CH-OH group of donors; flavin adenine dinucleotide binding. The transcript has 11 exons. Bases 1 to 3312 code for a protein of 1103 amino acids.